UUCCUUUCAUCGUCUAAAACUCAACCAUUCUUUCUCACUCAACACAGUCCAACAUGUUUAGAUCCACAAGCACUCGGAAAAGCCCUUCUAGGUAUGAGAAAUUAGAUAAAGAACAUGGUGGCAGUGGAACUUCAAAUGAGGAUUUUAAGAGGAGCACAAGUUUGCCUUCUCGAGCUAUGGCUUCAACCUUUGGUGAGAUGAAUCUGCAGAGAAACCCCACGAGAAAGGGAAGUAGUAAACCUAAGGAGAAGAAGAUUCACCCACUUCUCAGCCUCUUUGAUUUUCGGCGGAAGAAGACGACAACAGCUAGGCCUGAAUUUGCUAGGUAUCUUGAGUAUGUGAAGGAAGGAGGCAUGUGGGAUACCAAUUCCAAUAAACCUGUCAUCUAUUACAAAUGAUUACUCAUCUCAGGUUUCAGACUCAAGUGUAAGUUAGUGCUAUAUUUCUUCAAAGAAUAAUUAACGUUUGAUUCUCGUGUCAAAUCAUCAUAAGAUGUUCAUGAAACUUUCUAUUGUUUCUUGCU
This is a messenger RNA of Vigna umbellata (rice bean), 523 nucleotides long. RefSeq lists its product as uncharacterized. The record is from RefSeq and is a predicted model, not a curated record. NCBI's taxonomy places the organism in Eukaryota, Viridiplantae, Streptophyta, Magnoliopsida, Fabales, Fabaceae.